AUGCUUAUCGUAAAGAUUUGUUACAUCCAAAUGAGUAUGUUCGUGGAUCUACUUUACGGUAAUUUUUCGUUUUUAAAUAUUUUUAUCUUCUUUAGUUUCCUUUGCAAAUUGCGUGAACCUGAACUUUUGGAGCCUUUAAUGCCUUCUAUUCUCAAAUGCCUUGAGCAUAAACAUUCCUAUGUUCGUAGAAAUGCUAUUCUGGCUUUAUUUACAAUCUACAAAAAUUUUGAAUUUCUUGUUCCUAAUGCGCCUGAGGUGAUUUCUCAGCUUUUGGAAUCUGAGCAGGAUGCUUCUUGCAAACGAAAUGCAUUUAUAAUGCUUCUUCAUGUUGAUCAACAACGCGCGCUUGAUUAUUUGUCAGUUUGUAUUGAUCAAGUCCAACACUUUGGUGAUAUUCUCCAACUGGUUAUUGUUUGUCAUAAUGAUCCUGCUGAGAGGAACCGCUUCAUCCGGUGUGUAUACAAUUUGCUUCAAUCUCAGUCUCCAUCUGUUCGUUAUGAGGCUGCUGGGACUUUGGUUACAUUAAGUUCUGCACCAGCUGCUAUCAAAGCGGCGGCCACAACUUAUAUAGAUUUAAUUGUAAAAGAAUCUGACAACAAUCUAAUUGUCCUUGACCGCUUAGUUGGCCUUCGUGAAGUAUUACCAAAUGACAAAGUUCUCCAAGAAUUAGUUAUGGACAUUCUUCGUGUCCUUUCUACAACAGAUUAUGAAGUUCGACGCAAAAUUUUACAACUUGCUUUGGAAUUAGUUUCAUCACGUAACGUUAAUGAGAUGGUUAUGUUUAUGAAAAAAGAAAUUGAUAAGACAAAUAAUGAUCAAUUAGAAGAUACUGGUCGUUAUAGACAAUUGCUUGUCCGAACUCUUCAUAGUGCUACAAUUAAAUUUCCUGAUGUUGCACAACAAAUCUUUCCUGUACUUGUGGAAUUUCUUUCAGAUCAAUCUGAAGCGGCAGCAAUGGAUGUUCUUUUGUUUAUUCGAGAGGCAAUACAACGAUUACCACAUUUACGACAACAUAUUCUUCAGUUACUUUUGGAUGUGUUUCCAUCAAUUCGAAAUGCCAAUAUCUUCCGCUCUACUCUUUGGAUUUUGGGUGAAUAUAGUGAUCAAUCUGAAACGAUAUCAAAGGUCUUUGAAUUAGUCCAAGAAUCAUUGGGUGAGAUUCUGAUUGAUGGCACAGGUUCCUCAGAACUCGAAUCAGAUAAUGACAAGCAAAAAACGAGUACUACUAAACAGAUUGGUGAAAAUAAGCCUCGCCAAUUAAUUACUGCUGAUGGAACUUAUGCGACUCAAACAGCUAUGUUUUCGACUACGACUCAAAAUGUUGGUGACAACGAUAAACCAGCCUUUAAAAAACUGUUACUAGAUGGAAAUUUCUUUAUUGCUUCGGCUGUAGCUAACGAUUUGGCCAAAUUAGUACUUCGUUAUUCGGAAUUGAACAAAGGAGUGCCUACAACUGUUAACAAAAUUGCUGGACAGGCACUUUUAUUAACUGCUAACAUAAUUCAUUUGGGCAAGUCUGGCCAAUGUAAACAACAAAUCACAGAAGACGAUCUUGAUCGUUUAUCUACAACUAUUCGACUAAUAGUGGAACAGUGGCCCGAGGCUGUUAAUGGAUUCCUCGAGGAAUGUCGGUUUUCAUUAGAGCAAAUGCUACAGGCAAAGGGAGAUGUUGAUCGCCACGAGAAUGCUGAAAUGAAAAAUGCUAAAAAGAAAGUGAUUCAGCCUGACAAAACAAUUAUGUUUACGCAAUUAUCUACACGUGUUUCUGAAGGCGUGACUGGGACAAACCUCUUUGAUUUAUCCUUAUCUCAAGCACUGGGAACGGCACCAAAACCCUCUAAAUUUGAUUUUGCUACCUCAAAGCUUGGUAAAGUCAUUCAGCUUGCUGGCUUCUCAGACCCAGUUUAUGCGGAGGCUUACGUCAAUGUUAAUCAAUAUGAUAUCGUUCUUGAUGUGCUAAUAGUAAAUCAGACUGCCGACACACUUCAAAAUUUAUCAUUAGAGCUCUCCACUGUUGGAGAUCUUAAACUGGUUGACAAACCGUCGCCAGUAACGUUAGCACCACAUGACUUUACUAAUAUAAAGGCAACUGUAAAAGUAUCUUCAACUGAAAAUGGUGUAAUUUUCUCUACAAUUGCUUAUGAUGUGCGCGGUUCAACAUCAGAUAGAAAUUGUGUUUAUUUAGAAGAUAUCCACAUUGACAUUAUGGAUUACAUCGUGCCAGGGACUUGUACUGACACUGAGUUUAGAAAGAUGUGGGCCGACUUUGAAUGGGAAAAUAAAGUUGGUGUUAUCACUCCAAUAAUCGACUUACGACAAUAUUUGGAGCAUUUAUCAGCGCAAACAAACAUGAAGUUAUUAACUACAGAUGCGGCAUUAGGGUGAUUGUGGUUUCCUUGCUGCCAACUUCUGUGCUCAUUCAAUUUUUGGAGAAGACGCUCUGGCAAAUGUAAGCAUUGAGAAAUCUGACCCAUUAGAUACUAAUAGUCCAAUCAUCGGACAUAUUCGCAUACGAGCAAAAUCGCAAGGAAUGGCGCUUUCACUUGGUGACAAGAUAAAUCACGCCCAGAAGGAGCGAAAACCAGUGGAGCGCUCAAAGGCCGUCGUUUCUUCAGC
Messenger RNA from Meloidogyne enterolobii, 2616 nucleotides. Lineage: Eukaryota; Metazoa; Nematoda; Chromadorea; Rhabditida; Meloidogynidae. The record is from the annotation of a GenBank genome assembly.